This is a messenger RNA of Cladocopium goreaui, 1103 nucleotides long. NCBI's taxonomy places the organism in Eukaryota, Dinophyceae, Suessiales, Symbiodiniaceae. The record is from the annotation of a GenBank genome assembly.
UCUUCACAUGUACCGAGCCGCAUGGCCCUGGUUCCUGCUCGCACUUUCGGGUGCACAAGCUGCCCUUCGUCCGGUUGCAGAGCGGUUGGACGGUGCUUGCGGCGAUGGACCACCGGGGCCAGAUGAUCUUGCUAGCUAUUGGCUGGUCUCAACUUGGCAUGGCCAUGCAGACCGAACAGACUUGAAUGAACUGAGAGAGUUCAAUGUCAGGCCUUUGUUGCUUCACCACUGCGUUGUGCAGAGCAAUGUUGGCGAGUUCUUGGACAAGGUACUUCCACUGUACUUUACUUCUACUAGCACUCCUCCUUCGUCGCCUCCUCCGUCUCGUCCUCUACCCGCCGCUUCCGCUUGGAUGAACGGUCUUUCAGUCGUCGUCGAGCUGCAGCCGCAGUUAUUUCUGGAGCCAACAACUGGAUGUUUUGUCACUGGCUUCGAUUGCUACGAACGCAUCAAGGUGGCAUAUCGCCAGAUGCUGAAUGCUUCAGGUAUAUGGUCAGAUGACAAGUACCAUCCAGCUGUCCAGGCCUUACUCCUCGCACGAGAUCCAGUGGCCCUGGCAGCGACUCUGGGGGGCUCUGGCCCUCACGCGGCACUGCUGGGCAUCGUGUCUGCUUGGGAUGGCGUGCUUGGUGCGGAGAUGGAUAUGGGAGUCGCGAGGCCUGUCCCGCUUGACAUUACCGUCCUUUUGCCAAUGGCGCUACCCAGCAGAACGACAGCUGCUGACGCUUGCUUCAGAAAGAAGGCAUCGCAAGGUGGGUGCGCAGGCUCGCACUCUUUGAGAGCGAUGUAUGUAGCCGCCUGGCAAGAGCCAGGUUUCAUGCGAACCCUAGAUUUGCCCGACUUGACUCGCAGAGGCUUUUGGCCACCUGACUCGACUGCAAGGGUGGAGGAGGCUGUGUAUGUACCGCACAACGAUGUGUUUUCCUCCUUCCUCAGCCGAUGGGUGCAAAUGUUUCCAGGCUCACCAAGCUUGGAUGAGAUUGUGACCUAUCUCAGGCAAUUUCAAGAGUUUCUACCUAGUGAAUACGCUGAAAGCGGUGGAAAGCAUAGUUCACUUGUUGAAUUGAAUAAUACCUGGAGCUGAUCAUAAAAUGAUUUAGAAA